GGCGGGACGUAAACAGAGCAGCUGAAGGAGCGGAACGACGGUUGGAGAAGGACUGUGAAGAAGCCUCGUCCUACCUUCGGUUAUUUUUCCCGUCGGUUCUGGGUCCGGUCCGCCUGUUAGAACAUAAGAUCAUUUCUUUCCAACUUCAGCUACAGUGUUAGCUAAGUUCGGAAGGGAGAAAAGGAGAGAAACGUCGCGUUUUCCUUUGUUUUUUUGCCUCCGACGGUUGAAUGCAGAGAUAGCCGGGGUUGACCUCUGUCACCAGCACAAAAGAAGGAAAAAUUAACGUUAAAAGGUUGUUUAAAACGUUGUAAAAUGGAAACUACUGCACCCAAGAAGAAGAGAUGCUGCGAAUCCAUCAGAGAUUUCUUCACUUCAGCCAUGUUUCUUAUUUACAUGGGCCAUGCACUGUCAACAUGGGGUGAUCGGAUGUGGAACUUUGCUGUGGCCGUUUUCCUGGUGGAGCUCUACGGGAACAGUCUGCUCCUCACAGCUGUAUACGGACUGGUGGUGGCCGGGUCCGUGCUCCUGCUGGGAGCCAACAUCGGGAACUGGGUGGACAGAAACCCCAGACUCAAAGUGGCCCAGACCUCGCUGCUGGUCCAGAACAGCUGUGUGAUCUUGUGCGGCGUCCUCCUGAUGCUUGUUUUCCAUUUCAAAGGACAACUCGUGGAGCUUUACAAUGGAUGGAUUCUGACCACCUGCUACAUUCUGGUCAUCACCAUCGCCAACAUUGCCAACCUGGCCAGCACAGCCACCUCCAUCACCAUCCAGCGGGACUGGGUGGUGGUGGUGGCCGGUCAGGACAGCAGCAGGCUGGCAGACAUGAACGCCACAGUUCGGAUCAUCGACCAGCUCACCAACAUCCUGGCUCCUAUGUUAGUAGGCCAGAUCAUGGCCUUCGGAUCCCAUUUCAUCGGCUGUGGCUUCAUAUCCGGCUGGAACCUCUGCUCCAUGUGCGUAGAGUACGCUCUGCUGUGGAAGGUGUACCAGAAGACUCCAGCUCUGGCUGUGAAGGCUGGACAGAAGGAGCAGGAGCUCAAACAGCUCAGCCCCCAGAGAGAUUGUGAGAACAAUCAGAUCCCUGAAGACUCGUCUCAGCCGCUGAUGAACGAAGUCUCGGUGACAAAUGCCUCCGACUCUCCCAAACAGCCCAGCUGCUGCGACCAGGUGAGCAAACCGCUGCACACCUUCAAGGCCGGCUGGGUGGCCUACUACAACCAGAACAUCUUCUUCGCCGGCAUGUCCCUGGCCUUCCUCUACAUGACAGUGCUCGGCUUCGACUGCAUCACCACGGGCUACGCCUACACGCAGGGCCUGAACGGCUCCAUCCUCAGCCUGCUGAUGGGCGCCUCGGCCAUCUCGGGCAUCUGCGGCACCGUCGCCUUCACUUGGGUUCGCAAGAAGUGCGGCCUGAUCCGCACGGGCUUCAUAUCCGGGGCGGCCCAGCUCUCCUGCCUCCUGCUGUGCGUCUUCUCCGUCUUUGCUCCGGGAAGCCCCUUCGACCUGAGCGUGUCGCCCUUCCACGACCUCUACACCCACCUGAUGGGGGAGCAGACCCUUCCGGUGGCCGACCACAGCCUCACCGACGCUCUGAGCAGAAACGCCACCACUGCUCCACCGGCCCAGGAGCUGCCGCCUUUACAGUCCUACAUGUCUGUCAGUCUGCUGUUUGCUGGGGUCAUCGCUGCCAGAGUUGGUCUGUGGUCCUUUGAUCUUACAGUGACCCAGCUCAUCCAGGAAAAUGUGAUGGAGUCCGAGCGAGGCGUGAUCAACGGUGUCCAGAACUCCAUGAACUACCUCUUAGACCUGCUGCACUUCAUUAUGGUGAUUCUGGCCCCUAACCCAGAGGCCUUCGGGCUCCUCGUCAUUAUCUCCGUGUCCUUCGUGGCCAUGGGUCACAUCAUGUACUUCCGAUUCGCCUUCAAGAGCCUGGGCAGCCGCCUGUUCCUGUGCUGCUCGGCGGAGCAGAAGGUGGAGAUGGACGACAGUCCCUCACUUCCGACCACUGUGUAGAAACCACAUUACAGAGACUCUGUCCCGGGUCCCAGCCGGACCUGCCCUAUGGCUUAUUUAUCCAACUAAUAUGAACACUUGUAGCUGUUAGGAUCCUGAUGCUGCCCACGGUCAUUAACGCAGCUGUAGCAGAGGGAGUACACGGGUUAUAGUCACAGAAAACUAACUUGUAGUGUAACUUUAGAUAAGUCAGGGCCCCUUCAAGAGCUUCUGCCUUCGCUUAUUAACACGUUCAUGAAGUCUCGUCGAGGAUCCGUCUCCUCCUGGCUUUAAGGGACUCCAUCAAAGAACCGGGGCUCUGCAGCCCAGUAAGAUCUUCUCCCCUUUGACCGGAUUGAGCCAUAAAAGGUGUCAGGUGAGAGAGAGGACGGUCAGGGAAGCAGGUGAUGGAUCAUAUUGCCUCUCACCGGUGCUGCGUCUCCUUGCCAGGGUCAGGGAGGACGCCUCUUAUUUAACCAAACACAUCACUGCUCUCUUUAAUGGCGAUAAGGGUCGAACUAUUUAUUCAUGGCGUGCAGACAGUUUUUAUGCAAACUUUAUCAUCAGUAUUGUGGUUUCUCACCAAACAAACCAGAACUCAUGCACCGCAAUAAUAGAUCUUAGUUACCAAAGUCUCUGUGCUUUCUGGUGUAAAAGGAAGUGAGGGAAACCAGUUCUCUGUCUGAGUCUUGCAGUAUGUCUCCACACCUGCUGGUGGCAGGACAACCCAAGUUACUCUGAAAACGUCUUUGUCAGAUUAUAGAGAAAGAAAAUCAUCUCUUCAGGUAGUUAAUGUUUAAGUUCUUAGUCAUUUCUGUUGUGAUUGUCAUUACUCAGGCACUUUAAGUGAUUGACGUCUGUUAUUACACUCAGCUAAUCAUCAGACACUCGUUCAGAUUUUUGUUCUUUUUGCACAAAGUUGAAGCCCCGCCCUCUAACCCCAAUCCACCCUCAGUCACGCGUCGUCUGAGAGAGAACUGCGGUGGAAACCCCCAAGAAGGCACAUAUGAAAACACUUAGCCACCACAUGUUCACCAGGAGAACGUGAUCCGCUGUGAGCACCAGUUCCUCCAAUUCAAAAGGUCUCAGUCAGCAACAUUUACCUGCUAACACACUGAGUUUCAUUCCUGUCGCUCUGAGCUUUAAGCAUUAAGUCAAAGUUUGGCCGGUGCUUGCAAAUCCCUAAACAGAGACACAAUUUCUUAUGUUUUGCAUCCAAGGUGCCGGACUUUGGAAUAGGUCGUCUUCAGCAAGAGAACUCCAGACUUUCUGAAGGUGUUUUACUUUUGACUUUGGCUGCUUGUUUUCAGUCCAGUACCUGAUCAUUUUCUACUAGCAUGAUGGGCUUAAAAACAUUUGGAGAAGGAGGUCCCCAGCCUAAAAGGAAUUUCUGGCAGAAGACCAGAAGAAGAGCUGACAGAAUCUGAGAGCCAUACCUACAUGUGUCCAGUUUAUAAUCCUUUGCCAGAGCUAAAUUCCUUCUUCAGUUGUAAAGAAGCAGCCAAAGUCCAAAGAAAAACCUCCAAAAAGCUUAGAAAGUCUGGAGAACUGUUGAUCAGGACCAGUUUAAAAGAUGACAGCAAAGUCUGGCUCUUUGGAGGGAAGAUGUGAAGAAUUCAGGAAUGAACCGGGUCUUUUUUUAGUUAACUCUCCGGCUUUGCCAGAAUACUCCUGAUCAUUUAUGGUUCUGGACAAUAACAGUCAAUUUAAGCUACUGACCAGAUUAAUCCCAAAAGUGACUCUUUACUCUGAAAAGUGUGGUUCUCUUAAUUUUAAUGUUCUAUACAAACGUUUAUAGCUCCGCCGUGAGAGAUUCAUGUAGCUUUAUCUGCUUCCUUCCUCCGUCUCAACGCCUUAUCGGAAACAGCUGUUCAACGCACAUGUUCACAGGCUACGUCUGGAUGUCCGCACGUAGCCCGCCUCAGAACGCAGCCCGGGUCACAGUCGUAAGACUUGGCCUGGAAACCGAGUCGAUGGAGCAGAACUGAGGGAGUCUUCAGUCCAAGUCACUUUCUAAUGCAACCUCUCAGCGAGUCCGAGUCAGGAAUACCACCCAUGGCCAUUAACUGUAUAUUAGCAUUAGCUUUGAGUCAGAAUAGACUUAAUGUAGAGAACUAGAGCGUGAACUGAUGUUUUUAACAGUUUUUUUAUAUCUUGUCAUUUGUUUAUGUGCUAAUUUGUGCUUUUAUUACAUUUAAUCUAAAUACACCUGCUCUAAUCUGAUGACCAUAACCAUGUGUGUGUGUGUUCGUGUAUAAACAUACAGUAUUGUAGUUUUCUAGUUAAGAGCGUGAAAUCAUAAAGGAAUCAGAUUUGUUUCUGUGUAAAAAUCACACUCCAGUAGAUAAUGAGGAUGUGGUUCUGCUUGUGAUGCAUGAGGUUCUGAAAUAAAGUCCAGAUUAAAAACCUG
Girardinichthys multiradiatus is the source of this 4405-nucleotide messenger RNA. It is a transcript of the gene slc40a1, whose product is annotated as solute carrier family 40 member 1. NCBI's taxonomy places the organism in Eukaryota, Metazoa, Chordata, Actinopteri, Cyprinodontiformes, Goodeidae. The record is from RefSeq and is a predicted model, not a curated record. Gene Ontology annotation, biological process: iron ion transmembrane transport. The transcript has 8 exons. Bases 316 to 2016 code for a protein of 566 amino acids. Gene Ontology annotation, cellular component: basolateral plasma membrane. Gene Ontology annotation, molecular function: iron ion transmembrane transporter activity; peptide hormone binding.